AUGACGACUGAUCAAGAAAACGGCGCCGAUGAAGGCAUCCACCUCCUCAUAAUCGGCGCCGGCCUCGCCGGCCUAGGCGCAGCCCUCUCGACCAAGCUAGCCAACCCCUCCCACAAAGUCACCGUCCUCGAAACCGUCAAGGAACUCCAAGAAGUCGGCGCCGGCCUUCAAAUAACACCCAAUGGCACGCGUCUCCUCCGCGCUUGGGGCCUUUACUCUUCCCUCCACCCCCUCGCUGCCAUCCCCUCCUCCCUCUCCGUCCACCGCUACGAUGGCACGAAACUCCUCGCGCACGAGCCCAACUUCCAAACCCAGAUCCUCGCCCGCUACAACGGCAACCCCUUCUGGGACCUGCACCGCGUCGACCUGCAGCAGGCGAUGGUAGCGCGGUGUAAAGAGCUUGGCGUGGAAAUCCGGCUGGGGUGUCGCGCGACGAAGGUGGAUUUCGAAGAGGCGAGGGUGUAUGUGCAGAGGAGGGACCCCGUGACGGGGGAGCUGGAUAGGGAGAAUGUGGAAGCGGCAGAGGGGGAUGUGGUGCUGCUUGCGGAUGGGUUGUGGAGUCAGAUUAGGCCGCAGUUUCUUGGGCGGCCUAGCCCAGCCAUACUCACAGGGGAUCUUGCGUACAGGAUUACCAUUCGGGCGGAUGAGCUAGAGGGGGAGGAUGCAGAAGAGUUGAGGAAGUUCAUCGCCAACCCGACAGUAAAUUUCUGGCUUGGACCGAGAGCUCACUGCGUGGGGUACUCUGUGUGCGCAGGGAAGGUACUGAACCUGGUGUUCCUCUGCCCGGAUGAUCUACCGGCUGAUGUGGUCAAGAUCGAGGGUGACAUGGAUGAGAUGAGGGAGAAGUUCAAGGACUGGGACCCCCUGCUGGGCAAGUUCCUUCGGCAGGUGAAGAGCACGGUGCAUAAGUGGCGCUUGUGCUGGUUGGAUGCGCUGCCGGAGUGGGCGAAUAAGCAGGGCACGUUCUUCAUGGCCGGGGACUGUUGCCAUCCGAUGCUGCCUUACCUUGCGCAGGGAGCGAACUCGAGUUUGGAGGAUGCGGCAGUACUUGGGUCGUUGUUGGGGAAAGUUAGGAGGAGUGAGAUGAAGAGACAGUUGCCCGUGGUGUCGAAGCUGUAUCAGAAGUUGAGGAUGGAGAGAGGCAGGUGGAUUCAGCUUGAGACGUUUAAGCAAAGAGAUGACUCGCAUAUGGAGGACGGGCCAGAGCAGGAGAAGCGCGAUGCCUUGAUGAUCAGCCAGCUAGGCAAGGAGCUGGAAGGGCCGUUCCCCAGUCGCUGGACGUGUCCCGUUGUGCAGCCAGUCCUAUACGGGUACGAUGCAUAUGCUGAGGCCGAGAAGGCGUACCAGGAAAACCCAUAUUGA
This is a messenger RNA of Thermochaetoides thermophila DSM 1495, 1362 nucleotides long. Its product is annotated as salicylate hydroxylase-like protein. Gene Ontology annotation, biological process: secondary metabolite biosynthetic process. The record is from RefSeq and is a predicted model, not a curated record. Gene Ontology annotation, molecular function: monooxygenase activity; FAD binding. Lineage: Eukaryota; Fungi; Ascomycota; Sordariomycetes; Sordariales; Chaetomiaceae. The transcript has 2 exons. The coding region runs from base 1 to 1362 and encodes 453 amino acids.